GCGGACGAAAGAACUGAUCAUCUAUAUACUUCUCCUAGAAGAGAGGACCAUACUCGACCUAUGAUUAUACAACACACUCCAAGACAGCCACAUCCUAGUGAACUCAACCCUGGUUUAGCUGUGUACCUUGGCCACCCUGGCCCACUUCCACCAGGGCAUCGGCUCUCUCCGCAUCAAUAUACAUUUUCCCCGGGUCAGAGGUCAAGUCACUCACCUGGAUCAAGAGCAUCGCCAGGACAACGGUCAAAUUCCCCUUUAGAGAACAACAGAUCUCGAGGUCCAUCACCAUCUAGAUACGAGCCAAAAGCUCGACAUGUGCCUUAUGAACAUCAUAGGAGUUCUCCAGGACAACAGUUUCAAAGGAGUUAUGGAGCACCCCCUUCUAUUAUGGUUUCAGCAGCAUUAGAUCGAGAUCGUGAUGGUACUCAAACAGAUUAUGCACGGUAUGCUGCAGACUCUGCUGGUUCAGAGUUGCAGAAACUAAGAUCUUUAAUAUCCGAUCAAUCCAAUUCAUUGUUGCUUCCUUUGGAUGCAUCUCGACAGCAAGGUUCUCCAUCAAUGAGACGCUCCCCUGGGAGAACUCCUCCAGCACCAGGAAGAACACCUCCGCCCCCUGGAACAGGAAGAACACCUCCACCCCCUGGAAGAACGCCCCCUCCCCCUGCACAUUCUAUGAAACCUAACUCAAGGGACCCUUCACCUGGCCCUCCCCCAGCCCAUAGUCACGGUUCAGCCUCUUGGAUCAAUGCAGCGUCUAAUCAAGGGAUAUACCUCCCAGGGACUAAUCCUUCAAUCGGUGCCCUGCCCCCUGGUAGUUUACCACAGCCAUAUCAACCAAAUGCAACAUUGAACCAGAACUUUGUCUCGUCAGCAGAGGCUACUAAACAUCCAAUUUUAUUACACAGUAUGUUAACACGUUUUCCUAGUUCACUUGCCCCAUCAUAUCUCCCUGCAGCGUCUAGUAUGCUCAAUGCAAAAUCGCAGCCUCCUGUGCAACCUCCGUCUGUACCAAGCAUGCCACGUUUAAUGGCAGCUUUGCAAAAGGCCCACUCGGAUGUUCCACUCUUGGCAUAUAAAGACAUUGAAAAUAGACAACCUCUCCAAGAAAAAGUUAUGCCAAGGUUGACUCAGCACAAAUUCAAAGUGGAGGAUGAGGGGAUGGAGGUGGGAAAUAAACAAACAUAUGGUGCCGUGAAACAAGAAAAAUUGGAAAGACCUCCCAGUCCUGAAGAUGUAAACCCAUUCAACCAUCGUGUGAAGACCCUUAAUAAUUUCCCAGCAGGCCACACUGGUUACAGAGCCACCUAUAGGUCACAUUCUGUAGCCAUCCAUAAAGCUAAGGCUGGAUCAAUCGUUAGUGCAGCCAGGUCACUAGAUCUCUUGAGACAGAACUUGCAGAAGGACAUCAACAAAGAGAUAGAUGUUGUCAUACAGAGAUAUCUCGAUUCAUAUUUCAAGCCUGGUAUUGAGAACAUUAAGAUCAACAAUGGCGACACAGCUGUAUGUGAUGAACAUAUACAAGGUGUAUGCAGGACCAUGUUAGAAGAGGCCAAGAAGAUGUACUUCACAGAAAGUAGCAGAAGUGUAACUCCUAUAGACUUCCCUGACAAUCUAUCUGAUGCUGGCAGUACCAUUGUAACAGAAAGUAGAGCAAGCCGUAUGGCAAAGAGUUUAUUCAAUAUCAAAAAAAGAAGAGGAUCAGAUACAGAUUCUGAAGCUAGUCAGCCACUGAAGCGCAAGAAAAAAGGCAGGGCGUUUACUUCAGGGAGGGGUACGCCUUCUAAACUUACAAAGGUGCAUGAACCAGUAAAGAAGGAAGGCCCCAAGUGGGAUCCAGAGAGACUUAACACAGAGACAGAGUUUAUCAUGGGCGCAAAAGCCAACAAAGCAUUGGGUCUAGGUGCCACCAGAGGGAGACUCUAUAUCAAACACCCUGAAACUUUUAAGUAUACAGGAGACCAGGAUGAUAAACAGUGGUUAUAUGAGAAUCAAAGGAUGCCUGCCACAGGUGGAAAGUCGUAUAUGCUAAUCAUGGAAGAUAUCAAAGAUCUAUUUGGAACUGACGAAUACAAAAACAGUACAGCUCUAAUACCACAAGAGCUAAAAGGCUUCACAGUUCCCGAGUGGAUGAUAGAGAAGAUAAAGAAACAGAUGCGCGACCAGAGAACCGAUCUCGUCUCUUUCAAAAAUAAACAAAGAAGCAGGUCUUCCACCCCAGUGUCUGCAUUAGAAAAGGAUGGAGUAGCAACUGAUACAGAUUCUGAUAAAAACUUACCAUUUUCCAACACUUACAAUUCCACAGACAAAAGCUUAGCUGCCAUUAAGCUUGAUCCCAUGAAUUCACCUACUACGACUGAGGGUGACUUAGAUUAUGACGAACAACAAGUAUCGCCAUUCAAUAUGGCCAGCGGUAUCUAUGGUGAUGCAAGUCCUGCCCCUGGACGAUCUCCCUCACAUUCGGACAUUUACGAUCAUGAUGAACCUCCGUUAUCAGCACCAUUUCAAAUAUCAUAACAAACAUUCAUAUUUUAUUUUAAUUGAGUAUGAAAUACUUAAUAUUGUAAAAAAUGAUAAUUUACAUUUGAUGAAAAUGUCAUGUUGGUUUAUGUUUAAAAUAUAAAACAGAGUGUUCCAUAAGUAUUGAUAAACAUAUGUAACACUUAUGUUUGUCUGUAUUUCCUACUUUUUUCAACAGUCUAACCCUGCAUGAUGCACAUAUGCAUCAUGAGAAUGUGAAUAGCCUAUUAAUAUUUGUAAAUAUUUUUUGUGUUUAGUCAAAGAUUACUGGAUAUAGAGUCACUCUGCACCCAGUAUUUUAUCAGUACUUAUUGAACACCCUGUAAAAACAUAUAACUUGAUGUCUUUAUGCUGGACAUGACAAACGUGACAUUUUUUGCAAGGGUGAUUUUAUUUUAUAUACUGUCUAUUAUGUAGCUUUUAUCAUGACUAGGAUCUACCUAUUUAUAUGUAUAUUUAUGUAUCAAUCAGUAGAUGAGUUGGAAGGAUGUAUUGUAAUUUUGUUCUGGUACAUUGUCUCCC
Messenger RNA from Owenia fusiformis, 3039 nucleotides. The record is from the annotation of a GenBank genome assembly. NCBI's taxonomy places the organism in Eukaryota, Metazoa, Annelida, Polychaeta, Sabellida, Oweniidae.